This is a messenger RNA of Xylona heveae TC161, 768 nucleotides long. RefSeq names its product 60S ribosomal protein L26. The transcript is spliced from 3 exons. NCBI's taxonomy places the organism in Eukaryota, Fungi, Ascomycota, Xylonomycetes, Xylonales, Xylonaceae. Gene Ontology annotation, biological process: cytoplasmic translation; ribosomal large subunit biogenesis. The record is from RefSeq and is a predicted model, not a curated record. Gene Ontology annotation, cellular component: ribosome; cytosolic large ribosomal subunit. Gene Ontology annotation, molecular function: structural constituent of ribosome; RNA binding. The coding region runs from base 61 to 471 and encodes 136 amino acids.
CGCCAACCAUUCGAAGAACUGUGACAAUUCGAACGGCCACUUCGACGCCCAUCCGCCGCCAUGACGAAGAUCAAUGCCACCCUUCACGCCUCGCGGAGGAAGUCGCGCAAGGCGCACUUCGGCGCCCCCUCCAGCGUCCGCCGGACCAUUAUGAGCGCCCCCUUGAGCAAGGAGCUGCGCGAGAAGUACAAUGUCCGCUCCAUCCCCAUCCGCAAGGACGACGAGGUCACCAUCGUCCGUGGCUCCAACAAGGGCCGUGAGGGCAAGAUCACUUCUGUCUACCGUCUGAAGUACGUUGUGCACGUCGAGCGGGUGUCCCGCGACAAGUCCAACGGCCAGUCCGUUCCCCUCGGCAUCCACCCCUCCAAGGUCGUUGUCACCAAGCUCAAGCUUGACAAGGACCGUGAGAACAUUCUGGAGAGAAUCGGAAAGGGUCGUGAGGCUGUCAAGGCUAAGGCUACUAAGGCAUAAAAUGGUGCAACGGUCGUUUGAUGGGAAAGCGGUUAGUUCUAGCAGCAGAGCAGGAAUACUUUGAAACCUGGGAUCUGUCGGAACAUUGCUAGAACAAAGAUGUCAUGUUUUCGAAUCGAAUGAAUUCAUUGCAUCAACGAUUUAAAAAUGUCAUGUCAUUUCGUGAUUCCGAUCUUUGCUGACUCUCGGCAUCUGAUCUUCCGUGGUUACGGUUGAAGCCAACCCUUCCGCAUCAGUUCUUUUUCAUCGUCUUCCCUCCCUACGAUACAAUCCCACGCGCUUGUUUAUCUCCUCGCC